UAUAUUUUGUAGAAUUGCAAAACAUCCCUUCUCCACAAAAGACUGCACAGAUGAUUUUAGACAAUUUCGUGCGCUACCAACCGGACAACCAACUAAGACUCGCAAAAAGAUCGCCGCCAAUACAAGAAGAUACGGUUAUUGUUAUGGAUGCAUCUGGGUCAAUUGGUUCGUGUGAGUUUGAGCAAGGAAAAAUAGCUAUGUCCCAAAUGAUGAAAAUGUGCAAGGUGAAAGCCAAGAAAGCAGGGCUUUCCUAUGACUGCCGAUACGCUGGAGUCAGCUUUUCCAACUCGGCAACCUUAGAUUUUAACUUCUCACCUAUCAACCAAGCAAGUAAAAAAAUUAGGACCGUCACUUAUCCUGGUUGGGGUACAAAUACACAUGCAGGAUUGGAAGAAGCAGAGAAAGUAAUCCGAGCAGGUUUGUACCGAGAAAUUCUUUGUACAGAAUUUUGAAUAUCCAUCGUUAUUGUAAAUAUAUCAAAGGGAUUUUAACAUCCUUGAUUUUUGGCAUUGUUGGGAAAUUGAUAAAAAACCUGGAAAUUAAAUCAAAUUUUGCAGAAAGAAAACUAAAACAGUAAAGGUUCGCAUUGACAUGUACAUAAUUUACGUGUCUCUUCAUGACAUGAACGCGUAUUUAUUUCUCUUAGCAAGUUAACAAUCCACCAUAAACUUGACAAUGAGCCGUUUUAGGCGGUCAGUGUAUAUAUAUAGACUAUAUAAUUCAAUUAUACUAAAAUUGAUGCACCUCCCCUCAGUGAGUAUAUAAAUUGUUAAAUAUCCUACUAGUAGCUAUAUAGAGAUCCAAUCAGAAGAACGACAGAACAUGUUAUAGCUAUAAUAAUACUUAUUUGCCCUCAAAUGUAUUAGAUUGAUUACAUCCCCAAAAACCAACAAACCUUAACAUAUUCUAUUAGUUAAAGCCUAUAAAAAAGUCAAGUAAAGUAAUGCUAUUGUUCGCCCAUACUUCGAUUAGGUACUGGCGUACUGCUGUGAAGUAUGGGAUGUGUUCGGUGAAACACAAUCAAAACGACUUCAAGAACUCCAAAAUAGAGCUGCUCCAAUUAUCAUGAAUAUAUGAGCAAUGACACAGAUCAUUCUGUAGCAUUGCAAGCAUUGGGCUGGAAGACACCUAAAGUAGAAAGGAGGAAAGCCAAGGCAAAAAUGAUGUAUAAAUUAUUAAAUAACAUGGGCCCUCAAUCACUCACUAACUUAUUCACUUAUAAAAGUGAGAUGACUAGCUAUAAUCUUCGAAACGUUUCAAGUACUCUUUGUUUACCGCAACCGCGGACUAAUAAUUUAAAAAACGUUUUAUGUACGAUGGAUCAUUCCUUUGGAAUUCUAUUCCUAAGGAAAUUAAAAAGAGAAAAUCCCUUUCUUCCUUUCGGUCGAAAAUCGCUGUUCGAUCACAUUGAUGGUUAAAGCAAAUAUAUGCAUCUGUAAAUAUAUGCAUCUGUAAAUACAUUAUCUAUCUAUCUAUCUAUCUAUCUAUCUAUCUAUCUAUCUAUCUAUCUAUCUAUCUAUCUAUCUAGUUUACAUUAGGGUUAAAUUAGGGAGAGAUUAAGAAGUUUAAGAUCAGAUUAGUGUUAGAGGUUAGAGUCGGGGUUAGAUUAGGGUUCAACAUGCGUCGCGAAUUUACAAAUAAAUUCGGACGUGUUGAACACCAUUCAUAUAAUAAAUCAGGGACGUCAGCUGGGGUCUUGAAAAGGACGACGAAUGAGCAACGUCUGGUGGGACCCAGACCCAGUGACGGAUGGAUCAAGAUUGGCGUGGGGGUAUUACUGAUCAAACAUAAAACAUUUCAGUCGCUAAUUAAUCUUUUUUCCCCAAAAAUUGUUAGGGGGAGGGGGGUGUUAAUGUACUGUAAGUUAAUGUACUGUAAUUUGUUAAAUUUUUCGGUAAUUUUUUUGUAAAUUUAGAUUUUUAAAAUACAAAUUGUAAUAUCUUAAUCUUGAUUUUCAGAAUUAAAAUCUAUGUUAUCGUUUUCCCACAACAAGUUCUCGUCGGCUCGUCCCUAGGUGGAGCUCAUACUGGCUAGUGGAUAUAUAUAAGCUGCUACAUGUAUACAAACAAUUUCGCCUCGGCGACUAUAUUAGUUGUUCAGUACUUAGCUAUAUAACCAAUCAGAUUAGAGAUAAACUCAUAUCCUUUAUUAUUUUGUAGUUUUAUGCUAUAUUUAUUUAUUUUGUUGUAUUAUUUCUUUCAAUUAGUACUCCGAGACCGGAAAGACGCAAGAAAGAUGGUCUUUCUCGUGACAGAUGGUCAGUCGAAUAAUAAGCAGAAAACAAUAGCCAGUGCGAAAAAGCUAAAGCAAAUUUGGAAUUUGAAAAUUUUUGUUGUUGCCGUUGGUAAUUACAUUAAUGGAAUAGAUGAAAUGGCGAAAGUGGCGUCCUAUCCACCACAUCGAUACGUUUUCCGAGUUGAGAAACUCAGCAAACUAAAAUACAUUUUCGAAUUGGCUUUGCAGAAAAUGAUACAUCCUGGGGUUUGGCCCACCCUAAAACCUCCAAAGUCUUUAUGCCCUUAA
Paramuricea clavata is the source of this 2523-nucleotide messenger RNA. NCBI's taxonomy places the organism in Eukaryota, Metazoa, Cnidaria, Anthozoa, Malacalcyonacea, Plexauridae. The record is from the annotation of a GenBank genome assembly.